This is a messenger RNA of Paramecium pentaurelia, 615 nucleotides long. The record is from the annotation of a GenBank genome assembly. Lineage: Eukaryota; Ciliophora; Oligohymenophorea; Peniculida; Parameciidae.
UAUGAGAAGCAAGCCAUAGGCUCCAGCACCUGUAAGUUAAAAAUAAUAACCUUAAAAAUAAGGAAAUGUACGUAAACCACAGGAAAGGUAAUUUAUGAUAUUUGAAAUGUGAAGACCUGGAUUGACUGAUGACGAGAUUGAUGAAAUAAGAGAAGCAUUUAAUUUAUUUGAUACAGAAGGCACAGGAAGAGUAGAUCCUAGAGAAUUAAAAGCAGCUAUGUAAAGUUUAGGAUUUGAUUAAAAAAACCCAACUAUUUUCAAUAUGAUUGCUGAAUUAGAGAAUGAAGGGUAUUUAGUAUAAUUUUAGAAAUAGAACUGAUAUUGAUUUUGACUAAUUUUUGGAUGCCAUCACAUCAAAAUUAGGAAAUAGAGAAAGUAAAGAUGGAAUAAAUAAAAUAUUUGAUUUAUUUGAUGAUGAUGGUAGUAAUUCCAUUAAUUUAAAUAACUUGAAAAGAGUAUUAUUUAUAGAUUGAAAUUGUAUUAGGUUUCUAAAGAAUUGGGAGAGACAAUGACAGCAGAAGAGUUAGCAGAGAUGUUAGAAAGAGCAGCAUCAAAUGGAAGAGAAAUCUCAAGAGAAGAUUUCUAUAAUAUCAUGGUUAAAAGAACAUUUUGAUA